Molecule: messenger RNA, 8314 nt
Organism: Suricata suricatta (meerkat)
Lineage: Eukaryota; Metazoa; Chordata; Mammalia; Carnivora; Herpestidae
Gene: RAB3C
Product: RAB3C, member RAS oncogene family
Exons: 5
Coding region: 221-898 (225 amino acids)
Biological process (GO): protein secretion; protein localization to plasma membrane; regulation of exocytosis
Cellular component (GO): endosome; plasma membrane; synaptic vesicle
Molecular function (GO): GTP binding; GTPase activity
Source: RefSeq, a predicted model, not a curated record
UUUCUGCAGCUGCCACUUGAAGACUCCACGCUUUCCCUCUAGAGGAAAGAAGCCAUCUAUCUAAAUCAGCUGUCCUCUCUACGUCUCUCGUUUCUCCCUCCGCCAGCCGCCACCCCCACCCCUUCCAUUGUGUUGUGCGUUUAGCUACGCUUCCUGCGUAAGACCCUAACCUCUUUUGUAGCAGCAGGCGUUACUGUGGGUUUCGGAACCUCGAGUUGCAAUGGAGCUGUACGGAAAGAUGGCCUCUUCCCAAGAUGCCAGGUAUGGCCAGAAAGACUCCUCUGAUCAGAACUUUGACUACAUGUUCAAAUUGCUCAUCAUUGGCAAUAGCAGUGUGGGGAAAACAUCUUUCCUGUUCCGUUAUGCAGAUGACUCCUUUACAUCUGCAUUCGUCAGCACAGUUGGGAUCGAUUUCAAAGUAAAAACUGUAUUCAAAAAUGAAAAGAGAAUCAAGCUUCAGAUUUGGGACACAGCAGGCCAGGAAAGAUACAGGACUAUCACCACAGCCUACUAUCGAGGGGCCAUGGGCUUUAUUUUGAUGUAUGACAUCACCAAUGAAGAAUCCUUCAAUGCGGUACAGGACUGGUCAACUCAAAUUAAAACAUACUCUUGGGAUAAUGCCCAGGUUAUCCUUGUUGGGAACAAAUGCGACAUGGAAGAUGAGCGGGUCAUCUCAACGGAGAGAGGCCAACAUUUAGGAGAACAGCUUGGGUUUGAAUUUUUUGAAACGAGUGCCAAGGAUAACAUUAAUGUCAAGCAGACAUUUGAGCGUCUCGUGGACAUCAUCUGCGACAAAAUGUCAGAGAGUUUGGAGACGGAUCCGGCCAUCACUGCCGCGAAGCAGAACACAAGACUCAAGGAGACCCCUCCUCCCCCGCAGCCCAACUGUGGCUGUUAGUGUCCCCACACAAAGGCAGCUCUUGGGGGGGGGGGGCACAUCGCCACCAACAAACAGCAUUUAUAAAUGGUCAAUUAACCUUCAUUUAUACUGCCUAAUAAUUAUUCGAGGGAAAUCUUUGAUGUCCGUGGCUCAUACAUGCAUUCAAUUCGUGGGAGAUUUCCUGUGUUAAUAUGUGGCAAAUAUGUGAUCUCAGAUUUGUAAGGACUAUCCAGCUAUAAACAUCUGGUAUUUGCAUGUAAUUUGUUACUUGUCUUCGUAGGCUCUUUUUGUUUCAGAUUUCUUAUCAAGAUUAAGCUACUGCUGGGACCUCAGACUGUAAUUUCACUACAACUGACUUGUGUGCCACGGGUUCAGAUUUGCAAUUUACUUGUCUGGAUGAUCACCAAGGAGGUGCGUGUGUGCGUGUGGGCAAGAGGAGAUCUCAGGAGACCGUCAUGGGUCUGGUCAGUUUACUGUUCAGGAAAUGUGUCUGUUUUUCAUUGUUAUUAGUCACAGAGACCAUUGACUAUAAAGAAAUUAAAAUACUGUGUUUGAAACCCUUGCAAGUUUUAUAAAACAUUAAAUCUAGCUCCAGUCUGACAAGUGUAAUUAUUGAAUAGGAACUAGCUUUAAACACUCCUCUUUAGUUAUUUAAAUAACUAAUCAAUGUUUCUAACCCAGGGUUACUGUUGCCACUACGUCUGCCCAAAUUUCUGAGUAGCUGAGGGCGCCAAGGGCCUGAGAGGCAUCUGGUUAAGGCAUGAUGUAACAGUUUUAACCCCGACAGGCAGGACACCUGCAGAGCUUAAAGGACGGCGUUCACCCCGAUUUCCCUAAUAACUGCCCCCCAUUACACACCAGUCACCAUCACCAAUGCUUGGGAUCAAGCUGAGGUCGAAGCUUGCUUCCCCCACCCGUGCCUUCUGAUCACACCUCAGCUACAUUCUUGUACCUAAUACCAAGAAUUCAAACGAUAUCCCAGUAGUUCAAAGAUCGACGAAAAGACGACAUUUAUCUCUUGUCUUUUUUCAAUCUAGUUCUUCAUAAUUCUAAAGCAUAUCCCCAUUCUUAGAGACUUUAAAGAUGCUUAGGUCCCUGAGAGAAUAGAGCUCCGAGUUAGAGAAAUACUUUAGGACACCUGAAACAAUUUAAAAACCCAAAUUUUCCUCUCAGAUUUCCUAAAGACCAUCGAGGAAUAACAGCAAACACAUCUCACCAGCUCUUCUCCCUGAGCAGCACAAGGAGAUCGGCAUCCUCAGCACAUCCAGCAUUGUUUACAGUUAAGAUGUUAGGAAGGCGUCAGCACAGACUGGCAGAUGUAGGACGGUUUCAUUUGGGAGAGUCGCUUUCCCCAUCUUUCGGUGGUGAUGUUGAAGAUGAUUUUUCCUCUAUUCAUGUACAGUUCCUGUAAAAGUAUUGGGUGCAAAUCUAUUGAGCAAGGAUCCCGCUAGGUAAAUUUGUCAUUGGACAAUAAAGGUCUACAAGCUAAGGAACUAGGUCAUAUACAUUAUUACUAAGUUAUAAAGUGCACAUUACAGAAUACCUGUGGGAUGUUUUAAGCUUAGCAGCGUCAUUUCUCACCUUGAACUUAAGAGCCACUAAUUGGUAAUAAAUGUCCACUUUGGCACCCUAGAAGGCAGGCCACAGCUUAAAGAGAAGAAUGUUUUAUAGGAUUUUUAAGAGGCCCACAAGCCUCAAAAAUUAUAGAAAUGACAGUGAAGGGAAAGCGAACUGGAGUGGCAAUCAAAGCCUCUUUGUUUGCAACAGAAGCCUAUUUGCACGGCCGUGCACUGUUUCUGUAACCUGGACUAGAGUGGGCCAUGUCCAAUGAGAGAGUUGUUCAGUUCACUUCUAGAAUCUACUAUGAAGCAAGAAGGCAAGGAAAACCUGCCUCUCUCGCAGCCCCUUCCCACAUACAGUUGUCUAGGACCUAAGGACGAAGUCUGCGUGGCUUUUACAAGCACCUUGCUCUAGGUAUUAUUUUAAAGGAGAGAGCAAAAUCCGGGUUAGCAAAGUGGAAGGUAAGGAGCCGAGUUUCACUCUUGUGUAAGCCCCUUCCCUAAGAAACGGAUUGCUAUUAAAAUUGGCCCUAAGACCAAAAGACCAAGUCAGGAGGCGACUUCACCGUGACAGACAUGACUAACAUGAACUACUUUCUGGCAGUCAGGGAAGCGUGAUGCCCAAGGGUCAUUGUCAAGGAGUUUUGGAUACUUUCUAUUUUCCAAACCUCCGUUGAGGGGGGGCUUUCCUAAUCCAUUCUCUGUCCUGAAACUCCCUCCCAGGUGUGGAUUUCAUUGAGAAGUUUCCAGAGGGAAUUGUCACAGAGCUCAAGUAAACGAACACCUAUAUUCCUGCUAUAAAGCCUUGGGAAGAAAGAAUAUUCUCUAGUCUCUGUUCCUAACUUCACCAAGAGACUUUGAUUUCAAAAUUAAGUUUUUUGCCAUAAAAGGUAAUGCUGGAAGAUUAAACUAUAUUACUUAAAAAUUUUUAACCCUAAUUGGAACCUUUUUUAGGCUUUCUGCCGCCACCAGGUGCGCGCGCACACCGUCAACCACCUACGUUCUCUCCAUCUCCCACAAAAGCUUAAGAACCAUAAACUGUUUUUCCCAAUGGCCUACAUUUGUAUUUAAAAGAUCAAGCUCCCUUAAAGAGUACACUUUGGUGUUGGUACAUGCCUUUCCAUUCUUCAUGCAAGUGCAAACCUGGCCUGGGAAAUUUUUCAUCUCAAUCGGUAUCCUCAGAGUGGAUGGGCAUUAAAGCUGGGGAGGAUGUGAAGGGAAAGACGGCAACUUAGAUGCGGCACCCCCUGUUUGGGGGCCGACGAACACCUGCAUUACGACCGUCCCUCCCCUCUCCAGCACAGCUUCUCCUGCCUUGGUGAACGUUGCUGCAGGUUCUUAGAACGCCUGCUGAGUCAGUCUCCCUUUGCUGCCUGGUAAAUACGUGCUAAGAUGAUUAUUUGUCAAGGGACCUGUGAUGCCUUCAGUUGUAGCAGAAAACUGCAGCAUCAAUAUGAUAAAUGUGAGGUCUCCAUUCUAUAACAUCAUAACCUAACUUCAACACGACACUCAAACACAUAGUGAGCAUGUGUAUUUCACCGACUUAACUCUGAUCCAGAUUCAUUAUAGUCCUUUGUUGAACCCACUGGUCAUUUUUCAGGGACCAAUUUAAACCUAUAAUUAAAACCAAGUCUAGCUGAAAAUAGACGUUCACAGAUUAAAUAUUUUUUAAGGUAAAAAAUUCCACCAUUAAAUCAGCUUCCGUAAAGCAACAGUAGUUUUGGAAUGUGGCAGGCUGCCAUCGGAGGCUCAUGACAGGCUUGGUCCACUGUGUAUCGUAGUGCCCAAUGUGUAUGUCCUAUGCCAUCCUCUGUUGACCGUGUGGCACUUGUCAGACUGUGUUUAAAAUGGAUCCAGACUCUACCAAGCCAUGUUAAGGCCGAGAUAGUAGCGGCACGUGAAAAACUGUGACUAACUCUUACCUUGCAGAUAAAACCCUUUGAGACCAAAAAGUGUUUGUGAAUAGUUUUCAUAGACUAUUGGAAUGCGCAAUCAGGUAUUUUUGGUGUCGCAUACUUAGGGGGUGGUCUUUCUGUAUGAAGAAACUUUUAUAAGUUGGAGAGAGAGAGAGUGUGCAUGACUGGUGACCGCAGCUCUUCGUUCCUGUGCGUGUAUACUUACUCAGACUGCUGCGUCGGGGGCAUGUGAGCCCCUGACCCAUGUGGCCUUUCUAAUGACUCCCUGGAAGAGCACCUCUGCGGCCGCCCCGCUUCGCCUCUUUGUGUACACCCCUUGUGUGCAGGUAGUGCGCCGGUAAAACGGACAAGGCUUCCCACUGAGCUGAACUGGUAGGGUCAGCUUUCUGGAUUGCUUUGCAUUUUAAGUGAUUUUUUUGGACCCAACUGACAUAAACCUGUUUUCUAUUCUGGAAUGAAUUAGGACAAAUAAGGUCAAAGAUGAAGUUUAUGACCGGGGGUGGGGGUGGGGGGAAGCCUCUUUCUUCCCAGGAUGCACUUAAAGGGCUCUAGAUUCUAGAAAUACAGUGUCUCCUAAGCCCCUAAGGGUGCAAAGACAGGCCUGGGAUGGGAUAUUUAUUUAAAAUAAUAUGUACCUGUUAUUAGUAUUUCAUAAAUAAAUGGAGCUUAUUGUCCUAAAAACCUUUACAGAAAGGUUGGACACUCCAGUCAACUAAUAAUUCCCUUUGGAGGAUUAAAAUACUUACACCCGCACCACUUCCGGCACACACCUACACAGAGAUACCGGUUUUUACAGGGAAAUGUUCACAUAUGGUGCUUUGUCAGUGCUGCGGAAAAGGGGGCCUCUCCUGCGUUCCGACUGUAGCUCACAUGUCGUUUAAAAAGGUCUACAAAAUAGAGUCUUUGCACUGAUCUGUGUUUCUGCACACAUUUUUCAGUCAAAAUAGGGAAAAAUACACUUUGCCAACAUCCUAGACAAAAAUAAUUUCAAAAGCACUGUCAGAGCAUCUAGCUGGCAGAGAAAUUCAACCUUCCAGUUGGGGUUCUCUUUUCCACUUCCUGGUUUUGUUUUGUUUUGUUUUUCACUUCAGUUUUUAAAGCACUAUCCUCUCACUGAAGGACAGGACCAAGGAUUGGAAGGGAGACUCAAAUCCCACCACUCACCUCCCGUCAGCACUAUUGUUGGUAGAGUUUCAACCAGUUAGUACUUGCUGAACUGAAGUUGGGGGUUUGCCUGUGUAAUUCAUUCACCUGUGUUCAUACUUUCCUUCCUGGUGGACAACUCAGAGUUGGCUGUGGCUUUUUUUUAAUGGCCAUGUUUCCAUAUUCAUGUUUGGGGCUAUGGACUGCUUAGGUUCAUGAAUGCUGUUCUUAAAGACACAGAUGGGACAUGAGCCACACAGGCACCUGGCCUUUCAGGGACGUGAGCAUGACUUACAUCUGUCUAGCGGUUACAUAUUCCUCAUCAAAGUGAAAUCUGGGGGUGGUUUGCUGUGUCAGUAGGAUGGUUUUCCAUGCAUUGUUUCAUCGUCCCUAGGAUGUGUGCUAAAUGAAAACUUCCUGUAAUUCCUGUUAAUAUAUUGUUGAUGUCAGACGUGAUGUGAUACCGUUGGACUGUCCAAAUGUACAACUAUUUAAUGGUGUUUGUGGAACUGAAAUGUCUUAAAUGUUGCAUGAAAUAUGUAAUAAAAAUAGAUUUGUUUUCUAUUUUUCAACACCUCAUAAUUGAGGGUUCAUGGGCCAAUAAGUGCAAUAUUUAAUGACUUACUCAGUGUAUAUAAACUAGCGUGAAAGAGUGAAUUAUAAUGACUGUGUGCGAUGCUUCGAUGGCUGUGUAACUUACUCCAAUUAUCUCUUGUAGCUGUAUUUGUCUAGUGGUGCAACUUACCCAGUAAAUACCUUAUUGGUGUCAUGUGAAACUCCUCUGUGCCUAUUUUAAAGUACUUUUUUUCCCCUAUAAAACCAAACAUGUAGUACCUGCAAAUAUAUAUCAAUUUUACGCUUUAGAUUUGGGGAUUUUAUUUUUAAGACAGAAUCGAUGUUUACUUUAUAUAGGCAUUCCGUUCUUACACUCAAAAUUCUCUCAAAAAGAGGCUAAUGUAGAUAUCUAAGAAAAAAACGUGCACAUAAGGUAAUAUUUAUUCUUCUCAGAAAGGUUGAUCACAUGUUCUACGUACUAAGACUUUUUCUCGCAUUUGUGUGUAUAUUUUGUUAUUGGAUUUUGUAUUUUGUUGGCAAAUUUAACACUGUCAACCCAGGAAUUAUAAAAUAUUGAGGGUUUUUUUAGGUUGUAUUUAAUGUGAUAUUCACCUUCAAUUCUCAAUUGUCCACAAUGUGAUAGAGGAGAAGCUAAAGUCAGAAUUCUUAAGUUGCUUUGGUAUUUCAACACAGAUUCGUAUAUUCAUCCUCAAACCCCCGUGAUUUACCUUACAACUGGAGGCCUAGAAUUUCAGUGAGAUGCAAAAAUUAAAACAAUAAAAUAAACCUGGUUGCUGGGUUAACAAAAACUAUUUACAUGAGGUUUCAAGUCACCAACUACCUUAAAUUCCUAUAUACCAAUUUAACUUCUAAGGCAAAACACUUAUUUUAAUAUUGUACUUUGCCUUUUCAUUUAGUUAGCAAAGUACAUGAUGAUACCCUUAGGAAGAAAACUUAUGAUUUGAUCACUGAAAGUGAUGAAAACCAGUUGUUUUAGAUCAUGUUGGCCAUCUGUACAUCAUACGAAGCCUUCAUUUCUUCUACAGCAGUUGCCUGAAAUUGACAUAUAAGGACGUACCAAGCAUCUCUAGUGGCUUUGGGUGCCACCAGUGAUGCGUGGCCCUAUCUUAAAUGUGAGAGUGUUAAAUGUGUACUCUGCUCUCAAACCAACUGAAGAAGUCAGGUGAAUGUAGAUGAAGCAGGGAGACUAGGGAUGACUUUGUGCCAAAUUAAAAAAAAAAAAUGAACAUAAGCAGGUAGCCAGCAUUAGAAUAAUAAUUUAAGAGCAUAUGUAAAUGUUUCAUUAGUCAUCACAGCUUUGAAUGCUAUGUGCUUAGUGCUAGGGAAUCAAACAGUGAAGAGGUAUGGUUCCUACCCCUACAUACUGACUGAAGAACAAGGAAAAAAAAUACCAGGCUAUUAGAUAAGUACUACAUUAUGGCAGGUUAGAGGAGUACAGAGAACGGGAGACCUCUAAGAAGUGGAAGACUCAAGAGUUUCUUGUGAUCCCUGCAAGAAUGAGAGGAUGAGGUUUUGCCAGACGGGAAGUGGGAAAGGUCACAUUAUGUCCCCUAUGAAUGUAAAUGUGCAGAAGGGGCAGCUACCUUGCUUUUCUAAAGAGAACCCAACUGGCACGUGUCAAACCCAACAGAUGGCCCUAUUCGGCACUCUGGAUUUUGUCCCCGAGAGGAAGACCAGCUGCAGCAUGGACAUAUUCCUCUGUGCUGAGCAGCCCCUGAUCCGCCACAUUAGAACAGUUCAUUUAGACAUCUUGCCCAUCCAUCAAACCACAAAACGUUGUGGAAUCCAAUGUCACCAAGACAGAUGUGUGCCCAGGGAUUUUCCUGUCGUUCCACGUUUCCCUUUAAGCAAUUUGGGAAACGCACAGUUAAAGACCUUUUUUGUAACCGGGCACUUUCUGGCUCCUCAGUGACUGUUCUGUGGAGCUCUUCUGCAGACAAUAUUCAGUAACGGCUUAGUGCUUUCAUAUAGUGAUCGUGACAUUUAGUUGAACACUAACUGCUGCGCAGCAAAUAUCGUGACUAUGGGUCCACAGGAGCUCAUCUGGGUUUAAAGCUACAAAGUAUUCACGUUGUGAAGUUUUAAUUCUCUCUAUUGAAACUGUGUAAAAACUGUAUGUGCUCUAUUAGGUAUUAAGUUUGUAUGUGAAUUCUGUAUAGAAAGUGGUUUUUGUUCUUUGGGUUCAUCUUGUCUUAUUUUUUGGAGAUUACAAUAAAUAUCUAAGAGACUAUAUUCCUGAA